AUGAUGAUAUAUAUAUAUAUAUAUAUAUAUAUAUAUAUAUUCUUCAUCAUAUUCUACAAUAUAUGGAAACGCAACAAAAAUGUUUUCAUACCAAAUUGGCCAAUCAUUGGCAUGCUGCCAUCAGUUUUACUUAAUCUAUCCGAUAUUCAUGAUUUUAUGACCUUAGGUUGCAAACAUUGUGGAAACACUUUUCAUUUUAAAGGACCUUGGUUCACAAACAUGGCCAACAUUAUCCUCACUUGUGAUCCCAUGAAUGUGCAGUACAUCACCAGCAAGAAUUUCAGCAACUAUGGGAAAGGAUCUGAUUUCCGUGAGAUGUUUGAGUAUUUCGGCGUUGGUAUUUUUAAUUUGGAAUCCAAUGAAUGGAAACAAGAGAGGGAACUACUUCACUCAUUGCUAAAAAGGAAAAGCUUUGAGAUUUUUCAUCAAAAUAACAUUCAAAAGAAGCUAGAGUAUUGCCUAUUACCAUUUCUUGAGCAUGCAUAUAAAGGUGUACAGGUAAUUGAUUUACAAGAUAUUUUUGAGAGGUUCACCUUUGACACCGCAUGUACCUUUUUAUUUGGAUUUGAUCCAAAUUCUCUUCCUUACGACUUCAAUGGAUUUUCAGAUGUUUCUCAUGUAAAAGCUUUUUCUGUGCUUGAGGAUACGAUAUUGUUCAGACACUGUAUUCCAAAAUAUUUGUGGAAGCUACAAAAAUGGCUACAAAUUGGUCAAGAGAAGAAGAACAAGGUAGCUCAACAAAAUCUUCACCAAUUCUUGUACAAAUGUAUAGAUCGUUGUAAAGGUGUUGAAGAGAACAGAAGAUUGAGACGCAGUGAUGAAGAUAUUGAUGAAAGUGAUUCUUGCUUACUAAAAGAAAUAAUUAGGCAAGGAUUGGAAAAGGGUGAAAUGUUUGAGAAGUAUUAUCUUAGAGACACUGCACUUGAUCUCUUGAGUGCGGGAAGUGGAACAAUUAGUUCAGGUCUCAGUUGGUUCUUUUGGCUUGUUUCAACUCAUCCUAUUGUGGAAGCUAAAAUUGUUAAAGAGAUCAAAGAUAACUAUUUAGUACAAGAGGAGAAUUUCAUCGCAAAUUUGAGUAUGGAAGAGCUUGGUAAGCUAGUUUACCUUCACGGAGCUAUAUGUGAAGCCUUAAGGCUUUAUCCACCUGUAUCAUUUGAGCACAAGUGUGCAAUAAAAGCUGAUAUACUACCUAGUGGAGACCAUGUUAGUGCAAAUACAAAGGUAAUAUAUUCUUUGUAUGCAAUGGGAAGGAUGGAACAAAUAUGGGGAGAUGACUGCAUGGAAUUUAAGCCAGAGAGAUGGAUAUCAGAAAAAGGACAGAUUAUACAUGUACCAUCUUACAAGUUCAUAGCAUUCAAUGCAGGUCCAAGAAGUUGUAUUGGAAAAGGUAUUAGCCUUAUUCAAAUGAAAAUGGUUGCAGCUACUAUGUUAUGGAAGUUUCACAUACAAGUUGUGGAAUCUCACGCAGUAACUCCAAGGACUUCUUUUAAGCUACGCAUGAAACAUGGCUUAAAGAUCAAAGUCACUAAAAGAUACAUUGAGUAUUGA
Messenger RNA from Vicia villosa (hairy vetch), 1548 nucleotides. RefSeq names its product alkane hydroxylase MAH1-like. Bases 1 to 1548 code for a protein of 515 amino acids. The transcript has 2 exons. The record is from RefSeq and is a predicted model, not a curated record. Gene Ontology annotation, molecular function: oxidoreductase activity, acting on paired donors, with incorporation or reduction of molecular oxygen; heme binding; monooxygenase activity. Lineage: Eukaryota; Viridiplantae; Streptophyta; Magnoliopsida; Fabales; Fabaceae.